This is a messenger RNA of Penicillium longicatenatum, 1263 nucleotides long. RefSeq lists its product as uncharacterized. The transcript is spliced from 2 exons. The record is from RefSeq and is a predicted model, not a curated record. NCBI's taxonomy places the organism in Eukaryota, Fungi, Ascomycota, Eurotiomycetes, Eurotiales, Aspergillaceae. The coding region runs from base 1 to 1263 and encodes 420 amino acids.
AUGGACCAUCUCAGAUAUCCAUCACCACUCUCCACUAAACCCGCUUCUGCGACUUUCCCUCCGACCCAUGGAUCCACACGAACCAAUGAGACCAGCGAACCGCUGCAACCAGACUCCCACCAUGAAAUCGGGGGAACAGAGACACGUCACAGAUCCUCUCAACGAUCUUCAGCCGACUGGCAUCUUGACGGAGGAAAGUCGCAUCACCACCGGCACAAACCGAGCAAGUCGCGCGAAAUCCGCCUUCCACGCCCCAUGAGCCAUCUCGCCUCCUCCGCCAGUGCCCGUGGACUGCUACCCACCUGGUCUGGAAGUCGUGAGAAAGACCGGGAGGAAGAUGGGCUCCUGCGACCUAUCACACGGGAGACGACGCGAUCGCGCUGGGGAUCGGAUUCCACCUCGGGGUUGGGUAGCAGCAGCCGAAGCCGCAAGGGCAGCAUUCUAGAUCCUCCCGAGCAGCAGGGACAACUGGGUCCGAUUCGGAGGCAGGAGAUUCAAUCGAUGGAAGAUUUGGGACAGGUGACGAAGCGAAGGAAACAAGGCGAACAAUACUUGCGCUCCGCUCUCUCCUCCAUUGGGACAUUGGCGACCGACGUCACCCGACGACUCGACUACACCUACUACAACUUGCUUGAGAAAAUCACAGCACUUAACUCGACGAUCGGAUCUUUUCAAGACCUUUCAGAUACGGCGUCAAAUCUCCUUAACGACUUCGAGCGCGAAACCGCUGGGCUCGACCAGGAGACCCGCAAACAGAUCAAUGAUCUACAAGGAUUUCAGCCCCAGAUCCAAAAGGCCGACGCACUAGAGAAACGAAUGAAGGUGGGACGGCAACGAGUCGAGGAUCUCGGCAAACGCCUCGAGAGCGUCCGAGGCGAGAUUGACCGCUGGGACCAACGAGAGUCAGAAUGGCAGUCCCGAGUCAGCCGUCGACUGCGAAUCUUUUGGGCCAUCAUCACCAGUGGCUUGCUCGUACUUGUGUUGGCCCUCGUUGUCCAGAAUUGGCCCGCGUUGCAAUCCCCAGGCCAAUUGCCCGAUCUAAGCGAGAAAUUGAACCAGACCUCUCUCGGCACCCCAUCCGACACCUGGGAGUCCGUUCUGGCUGACUCGGAGGUCACUACUGCUUCAUCCUGGUAUCCGUCCAGUCUGGCGGAUCGUCGACAGAGCCUGGACCUGGCGAACAGCGUUACACCCACAAGUUCUCAAGCCAGCGCCGAUGCUGCAACGACUAAUGAUCCCCUGCGAAUAUUUGAUGAGUUAUAG